This is a messenger RNA of Gastrolobium bilobum, 852 nucleotides long. Its product is annotated as glycosyltransferase BC10-like. The transcript has 4 exons. Gene Ontology annotation, molecular function: glycosyltransferase activity. Lineage: Eukaryota; Viridiplantae; Streptophyta; Magnoliopsida; Fabales; Fabaceae. Bases 1 to 852 code for a protein of 283 amino acids. The record is from RefSeq and is a predicted model, not a curated record. Gene Ontology annotation, cellular component: membrane.
AUGGCUACCUUGACAACAAUUGGUAAUGUUGCAUCUGCAAUGGGACAAGUUGUCGAGAAGUUGAGCAAGAAUUUGGAGGAUCCAGUUCCAGCUGCUUCAGAAUUGGAAGAGAAGAAUGCCUUGGUUUUAGCCAUCGUUCCCAUUGGAUGGGAAUUGGCACUUGUCUCUGCUCCUAGUUCAAAUGAAAGUGCUACAACAGCUAGCAAACUGGAGGUAAAGUGGGGUGAGAAUAGCAUGAUAGAGGCAGAGAGACGUUUACUAGCGAAUGCAUUGCUUGAUUUCUCAAACCAACGAUUUGUACUACUCUCGGAGUCAUGCAUUCCUUUGUUUAAUUUCUCCACCAUCUACACUUAUCUAAUGAACUCAACCAAGACCUUUGUGGAAGCCUAUGAUCUACCAGGUGAUGUGGGGCGUGGAAGAUACAGCCCCAAAAUGAGGCCACAGGUUAAGCUUUCUCAGUGGAGAAAAGGGUCCCAAUGGUUUCAGAUAGACCGUGCACUUGCCAUUGGAAUAGUCUCUGAUAGGCAAUAUUUUCCUGUGUUCAAGAAGUAUUGCAACCCUGAAUACUAUAGUGAUGAGCACUACUUGCCCACAUUGGUGAGUAUCAAAUAUUGGAAGAGGAACUCUAAUAGAACUUUGACAUGGGUUGAUUGGUCAAGGGGUGGACCUCAUCUAUCAAGGUAUAUUAGACCACAUGUGACCUUUGAUUUUUUGGACAAGUUAAGGUAUGGAAGCUCAUGUGAAUACAAUGGACAGAGGACCAAUGUUUGUCAUUUGUUUGCAAGAAAAUUCACACCUCAUGCUUUGGAUAGAUUGCUGAGAUUUGCUCCAAAGAUAAUGCAAUUCAAUUGA